UAUCAACAACACGUUCUGACCGCAGCAGUCGUGGGAUUGGCAAUCGCAUGGCCGCUGCCGCCGUCGCAUCUCAGAAUCUUUCGACAGAGAGUUUCGGAAUGGCCGGGUACGUCAGUGUACGCGAGUUCUACGCCGGGAAAACACUGUUCAUCACGGGAUGCACCGGUUUUGUGGGAAAAGUGUUACUGGAGAAAAUUCUCCGCUCGUGUACCGAAGUUCGCGCGAUUUACGUCUUGGGUCGAGCUAAACGCGGUCAGACGCUUGAGCAGAGGUUCAGUGAGAUCUUCAAGAGUGCCCUGUUCAAUAAACUCCAGAAAGACUCCCCGCAAGUGUUCACCAAGGUCAAGUACGUCGAUGGCGACAUGCUCAUGGACAACCUAGGUCUCAACGACGGGGACCUCAGCGAGCUCCAAGAACACGUGAAUGUUGUGGUGCACUCGGCGGCGUCGGUUCGCUUCGACGCACCGCUCCGAGAUGCAGUGAGCAUGAAUUUGUGCGGCACCAAGAAACUGCUCGACAUCGCCCGGUCGUUCAGACGACUCGAGGUGUUCGUCCACGUUUCCACUUGCUACGCCAACUGCGAUAACGACGUCGUAGAGGAACGAAUCUACGAUAGCAAAUACGAGAGCGCGAGGAUCAUGGAGAUGGUGGAAUGGCUGGACGACGACGCUAUCGACGCCGUUCAGGACAAGCUCCUGGCCGAGAAACCGAACACUUAUACCUUUACGAAACACCUCACCGAAGUGAUGGUCCAGGACUAUAAGAAAACGGUUCCGUUCUCAAUCACGAUCGUGAGACCGUCGAUUGUGGUGGCUUCGAUGUCGGAACCGUUCCCGGGCUGGGUGGACAACUUCAACGGGCCUAGUGGCAUGAUUUGUGCGAGCGCCUGCGGAUUUCUACGGUCGAUCUACUCGGAUCGACAGAUGAGAACCGACCUGAUUCCCGUGGACGUGGUUGCUAAAACCAUAAUCAUCGCCGCUUGGCGCGCUGGAGUCACCAAGUCACAAGAGAUCGAAGUUUAUAAUUGUGCCAUUGGCGAUCGCGCGCCGAGUUUCACUUGGGGCGAUUUCGAAGGUCUCCAGUCAGACCUGGCCGAAAAGGUGAUCUUCGAUCAUGCUGUUCGUUACCCGUCGCUGAUACUCCGCAAGAACUGGACGCUCCACAGAGCCUCGAUGCUCUUCGAGCACUACCUGCCGGCCUACCUAUGGGACAAGAUCUUACUAAUACUCGGCAAGCAGCCCCAAUUCAUGAAGGUCUACGAGAAACUGAACGCGAUGCAGUCGGCCCUCACUUUCUUCACGACGCAUCAAUGGACAUUCAGAACCGAUAAUCUGGAGCGGUUAUCCGGAUACCUGAGCGAGCAAGACCGCAAGGAAUUCAACAUCGACGUGAGCUCACUGAAGUGGGAGGAAUUCCUAUUGGAUUACGUGCGUGGUCUCCGCGAUUUCGUCUUAAAAGAAACUCACAAACAACCGUCAACACGCUUCCAGAGACUUUACCUUGUACAACAGUUGCAGCGAGUCGCUGUCGUCUUCGCGGUCUACAAAGCGUUCGGCGUAGGGGAAAUACUCUCGAACGCCGCGGAUGCGUAUUUUUAAAACAUAUCGUAUUCUUAGUGGAGACUCAUGAAGAGUGACGAGAGAUUCGGCAGGCAGGCACGCAGGCGUUUAUCGCUCUCUGCCGACUUAUUUUUAAUAUAGAAAUCGGCGAUGUGUCCGGAAUGAGACCGAAGUCUUUGUAAAAUAAAAAACUGGUUCAAUAAAGCU
Galendromus occidentalis (western predatory mite) is the source of this 1766-nucleotide messenger RNA. Its product is annotated as putative fatty acyl-CoA reductase CG5065. Gene Ontology annotation, biological process: long-chain fatty-acyl-CoA metabolic process. Bases 48 to 1598 code for a protein of 516 amino acids. Lineage: Eukaryota; Metazoa; Arthropoda; Arachnida; Mesostigmata; Phytoseiidae. The record is from RefSeq and is a predicted model, not a curated record. Gene Ontology annotation, cellular component: peroxisome. Gene Ontology annotation, molecular function: alcohol-forming very long-chain fatty acyl-CoA reductase (NADP+) activity. The transcript has 2 exons.